Amphibalanus amphitrite is the source of this 687-nucleotide messenger RNA. Its product is annotated as replication initiator 1-like. Gene Ontology annotation, molecular function: DNA-binding transcription factor activity, RNA polymerase II-specific; RNA polymerase II cis-regulatory region sequence-specific DNA binding. The transcript is spliced from 3 exons. NCBI's taxonomy places the organism in Eukaryota, Metazoa, Arthropoda, Thecostraca, Balanomorpha, Balanidae. Gene Ontology annotation, cellular component: nucleus. The annotation marks the transcript as partial. Gene Ontology annotation, biological process: regulation of transcription by RNA polymerase II. The record is from RefSeq and is a predicted model, not a curated record.
AUGUUCUCGUCCAAGGCGUCCAUGCAGCAGCACAUGGUGCGUCACGGCGCAGUGGAGGCUCGUUUCCCGUGUCCACACUGUCCGCGGCGGUUCAUCUAUAACUCGAUCCUGCGCUGUCACCUGGCGUCCGCGCACAGCGCCGAGCGAGACUGCGUGUGCGAGGUGUGUGGUGCCACGUUCACGUGCAACUCGGCGUUGAACGCUCACAAACUGUCGCACCAGGAGGAGAGGCCGCACUGUGUGCCACGCGAGCGACCGUUUUCGUGUCCUCUCUGUGAGAAGCGGUUCUCGCAGAGGUCGCACGUGCGCUCACACAUGCAGCUGCACGUGGAGUUACGGCCGACGGACGGGUCGGAGGCGGUGGUUCCGGCGGUGCCGCUGUCUGCGCCCUGUCCUGUAGCGCCCCGCGCUGGAGGCCGGCCCGGCGGCGCCCCCUGCACUGGAGGUAUAGAGGUGGCGGCGCUGCUGCCGCGUCCGUUCCGCUCCGGGUCCUCUUCGGGUCAGGGUCGCUCUGAGUCGCACACCGCAGAGCGUCGCGUCGACCUGGCGGGAGCUCUUUCAUCACACCAUCCGCCCCUCCGGACCGACGGCAAACCCCGCAGCGCACUGUGCGUGCGUAUGGCGCUGCCGUUUUUCAGCGGGGGACACGUCCGAUCUUUUGUCGGCGUCUGGGAGAGGAGAUUGAGC